AUGUACAUCAAAUCUGCUAUCACUGCGGUCACCGCAUUCGCUACUCUUGUUCCAAGCAUCUUGGCAGGGAAAGCCGUUGUUGACAACCACUGCGAGUACCAGGUUUAUCUGUGGUCAGUUAGCGGAUCAGGUUCAUCAACGAUGAAGACGAUCAGGCCCAAUGGCACUUACGAUGAGAAUUUUCGUAGACCUCCAUGGGGUGGCGUUUCCUUGAAAAUUGGCUUACAACCUGUCCGAAGCAACAUCACCCAGUUCGAGUACACCCUCGUCAAUACCACAGUGUGGUACGAUCUUUCAAAUAUUGACGGCGAUCCGUUCCGGGACGAAGGCUACAAGCUCACCAGCAACAGCAGCUGCCCAGAAGUCUAUUGCCCUCCGAGCGGCGCACCCUGUAAGGAAGUCUACAACCGUCCAGAUGACGAUUGGGCGACUCAUGCAUGCAGUUCCACUGCUGUUCUCGUUUUAACCCUCUGCACUUCUUAA
Molecule: messenger RNA, 483 nt
Organism: Histoplasma mississippiense
Lineage: Eukaryota; Fungi; Ascomycota; Eurotiomycetes; Onygenales; Ajellomycetaceae
Exons: 1
Coding region: 1-483 (160 amino acids)
Source: RefSeq, a predicted model, not a curated record